Aspergillus puulaauensis is the source of this 1503-nucleotide messenger RNA. RefSeq lists its product as uncharacterized. Gene Ontology annotation, molecular function: dipeptide transmembrane transporter activity; allantoate transmembrane transporter activity. The coding region runs from base 1 to 1503 and encodes 500 amino acids. The record is from RefSeq and is a predicted model, not a curated record. Gene Ontology annotation, biological process: transmembrane transport; tripeptide transport; dipeptide transport. Gene Ontology annotation, cellular component: plasma membrane. The transcript is spliced from 4 exons. Lineage: Eukaryota; Fungi; Ascomycota; Eurotiomycetes; Eurotiales; Aspergillaceae.
AUGGACGCCUCCGACACGAAACACCGUCCCUCGGCGAAUGAGAAGAGACGCCCGAGCGACCCUGAUAUAAUUGAGACGUACACUGAGGAAGAGGAGAAGGCCCUCGUCCGCAAGAUAGACACGGUUAUCCUGCCGUUUAUGUGCCUCGUCUUCCUGCUACAAUAUCUCGACAAGCAAAGUCUCAGCUAUGCCGGCGUCUUCGGCCUCAUUGAGGAUCUCGAGCUCUCAAAUUCGCAAUACUCAUGGUGCAGCUCUAUCUUUUACGUCGGUCAAUUGGUGGCCGAAUACCCGUUUAUAUACUUGAUGAGCCGUCUACCGUUGACCAAGUUCGUCGGUGCCACUGUCAUCCUCUGGGGCAUCUCAUGCACCUGUCUCGCGGCGCCUCAAAACUACGCCGGCUUCGCCGCCGUCCGCUUCCUCCUAGGCUUCACCGAAGGCGCCGUCUCCCCAGCCUUUGUCACCAUAACCUCCAUUUGGUGGCGCAAGCACGAGCACGCCUCGCGCACAGCCCUCUGGGUAAGCAUGAACGGCAUCGCCCAAACCCUCGGCUGCCUGCUCAUGUACGGCAUCGGCAAAAACACAUCCCUCGCCCUGGCGCCCUGGCGCACCCUCUUCCUCAUCUGCGGCCUCAUCACCACCGCCUCAGGAGUCGGCUUCUUCACGCUCAUGCCCUCCGGCCCCUCAGACGCCUGGUUCCUCUCCCCGCGCGAGAAACACGUCCUCUCCCUCCGCAUGGCCAAGGACCGCGAAGGCGGCGAUAAGACCUCCUUCUCCCUCCCCCAGCUCAAGGAGACAAUGCUCGACCCAAAGGCCUGGUGCGUCUUUUGGUUCGGCGUGCUGGUUACAAUGCAGUCGCCUGUUCUGACCUUCGCUACCCUCGUCAUCAAUUCAAUCGGAUACACCCAGCUUCAAACAAUGCUGUAUACCGCGCCCUCUGGCGCCGUCCAGGUUGCGCUGCUCUGGGUCGGUUUGCUCUUAUGCUAUAUCCUCCCGCGCCAGCGCACCCUUGUCGUCUUACUCCUCACCAUCCCGCCUAUCAUCGGUACAAUCCUCAUGCUCGUCCUCCCGCUUAGUUCGGGCUGGGCGCUUAUCGCCUCUGCGUGGCUGGCCUCCUGCAUAAGCGCCUCAAUGUCCGUGCUGCUGUCCCUCGUCGCCUCAAACGUAAAAGGCAACACGAAGCGCGCGAUCGUCAACGCCAUGUUCUUCAUCGGCUACUGCGCCGGCUGCAUUGCGUCGCCGCAGCUGUGGACCAAUCGGCCCAAGUACCUGGAGGGCCUGAUCACGGCGCUUGUUACGUGGGGGCUGCUUAUUUUCACGACGGUGGUUUAUCGGUUGCUUUGUGUGUGGGAUAAUAAGGGGAGAGAAAGGGAGGCUACUGGUUUUAUUGGUGGUGGUGGGUUGGAGGGUGCGAUAGUAGGGCACGGGCAGGAGUUGGAUGUGAAUGGGACGCCGUAUACGGAUCUUACGGAUAAGCAAGAUAGGGCGUUUAGGUAUAGUUGGUAG